Eleginops maclovinus (Patagonian blennie) is the source of this 1362-nucleotide messenger RNA. RefSeq names its product extracellular superoxide dismutase [Cu-Zn]-like. Lineage: Eukaryota; Metazoa; Chordata; Actinopteri; Perciformes; Eleginopidae. The record is from RefSeq and is a predicted model, not a curated record. Gene Ontology annotation, molecular function: copper ion binding. The coding region runs from base 284 to 952 and encodes 222 amino acids. Gene Ontology annotation, biological process: superoxide metabolic process. The transcript has 2 exons.
CUUUAAACACGAAGGAAGAGAACUGUUCGAAGAAGCCUAAUUUGUAAAAUUAGGUGGUUGCAUUCAGCUGCACGUCUGGAGGAAACGAUAAAGAAGUAGCAUGUGUCUCAAAUCAUAAAAAGACCGGUGCUCCACCCUCACCAAACAGUAAACAACGCCUACUGACAAGCUUAUACAAUACUUUUUUAUGAAACGUUUUGCGUUUGGGCUCGACAGGGUAGAGUUUAUAAACAGGAAAGACCUUUCUACAAGUUCUAGUUUUUGAUGGGAUUUGUUGUUUAACAUGCCUCUACACGGGUCAAUGAACAUACAAGGAGCAGCACUGUUGAUUCUGCUGGUAGGCUGUCAGCUAAGUGUCUCCACUGACACUCCACCAGAGGUCAGGCAGUACAAUAGUACUCUGUAUGCAGCCUGCAAAAUGAGACCCAGCACCUCACUUCCUGUAGGCCUGCCAAAAGUGUAUGGUCAGGUACUGUUUAAACAGGAAUAUCCUCAGGGGAAACUUAAGGUCCUCCUUCAGUUCAGUGGCUUCCCCACAGAGAAUGCCCCAGUGCCCAGAGCGGUGCACAUCCAUCAGUAUGGAGACCUGAGCCAGGGUUGUGAUUCCACUGGCGGCCACUACAAUCCACAUGGCGUGCAUCACCCAAACCACCCUGGGGACUUUGGUAACUUUGUGGCCCAGCGAGGAAAAAUCAAUACGAUGAUAGAUUCUGAGGGCACACUGUUCACAGGGCUGUCUGUGAUAGGAAGAGCUGUGGUGAUCCAUGAGAAGGAAGAUGACUUGGGGCGUGGUGGUGACGCUGGGAGCCUGCUGAGUGGAAACGCAGGCCGCAGGCUUGGCUGCUGCAUUAUUGGGAUUUCUCCCCCCAGCCUCUGGAAUAUGAAGUAUAAGGCGUAUAAUGUACGGCAGGAAAAACGUAAGCUUGUGGAUGGUGGCUUACAGGGCAGUUAAGAGAUUUGCUGUGAUUAAAUCAUUGAUUGGAAUCAUUAUGUUGUUUUUAUUUUAAAAAUGGUGGAAACAUGUCUUGAGAAUUAAUCUUUUCCAAAAAUUAAAUAAAUUGUUACAGAUAUUCAUCGUUCCUAGAGGAUGAAGCCUUUUGACUUUAGUGAUCUUUAGACUUUUCCUCAAGCACAAUCAUUGGUUACAUUUUUUGUUUAUGACUAAAGUAGUUACACUACCCAAACUAAGGUGAACAUGGUCAUGUGAAUGGUCAUUUUAAAUAUUAUAUCUUGCUUACAAAAACCUCCAAUACAUCUGUGCAGUGCUGCUUUUUAUAUAAUUCUAUACUUAAAAUGGGUUUUUAUUCAGUUGAAAAUCAUUUAUUUUUCAGAAAUAAAUCCAUUUUGUGCACAUUCAACACA